AUGGACAAGGACCGGCACAUCACCGGCCCAGAGAAUGCCCAGGAGGCUGUGUUGGCCCUCCCGACAAAGAAAGGCACCGGCAAAUCGAGCAAAUCGAGCUGCAUCGCGCCGGAGUCGAAGCUGCAUCGGAAGAGGUCCAAGGUCACUGUCCUCAAAGGUCUCCUCCCGGGCGAGGACUCUGUGCGAGUUGCGGCCGAGCACGCGCUGAAGCAUUUCGGGAGCUCCGCCGACGAGCCCAUUCAGCUCAUAGAUCUUGGCAACGUUGUAAGCCAGAUCCAGCUGUGGCAGAAGCACCUGCCCAAUGUGCGGCCCCACUAUGCCGUGAAGUGCUGCCCCAACAAGCAGAUCAUCAAGCAGCUCCGAGAUGGAGGUUGCGGCUUUGACUGCGCAACGAUGCAGGAGAUCAGUACAGUUUUGGAGCUGGGUGUCAGCCCUGCUGACAUUGUGUACUCUCAUCCAUGCAAGCCACGAUCGCACAUUGCCUUUGCCAAGUCCCAAGGCAUCAGCCUGAUGUCUUUUGACAACGACGUGGAGCUGCGGAAGGUGGCAGCCGUUUAUCCUGAGGCGCAGCUGCUGCUCCGUGUGGUGUGCGAGGACUCCUCGGCACAGUGCCCGAUGUCGCUGAAAUUCGGGGCCAAGCGGGACAACUGGUCGGCGCUUUUGGACAUCAUCCAGGAGCUUCAGCUCAACCUUGCUGGGGUGUCUUUCCACGUGGGUUCUGGCUGCAAGGACCCGGAGACUUUCGAGCCGGCCCUCCAGGAUGCCCGAGAGGUCUUCCGCAUGGCUUCUGAACGCGGGAUGAAGGAUUUGCGGGUGCUGGACAUCGGUGGGGGCUACCCAGGUGAUCGGGCAGGCUAUGAAGCGAUUGCCCCUGUCAUUGCAGAGAAGCUGGCAAGGCUGUUUCCUGAAUGCGAGUUCCCAGAGCUGAUGCGCAUCGCGGAGCCCGGCCGUUUCUUUGCGGCCAACAGCGGCCACCUGCUCACGAAGGUCUAUGCCAAAGCCAAGCUGCCGGCGACCGAUGGAAGUGGAGAGCAGGUCUGUCGCUAUUACUUGAACGACGGGCUGUAUGGCUCCUUUAACUGCAUCAUCUACGACCACGUCUCCGUCUGCCCUGAGCCGAUGCGCCGUGUUGACUCUCCGGAGGUGCCCUGUGCCCUCUUCGGUCCGACCUGUGACGGCUGGGGGCCAAAUGUUCUCGACAUCUGUGUACAGGGCGCUUGA
This is a messenger RNA of Symbiodinium natans, 1221 nucleotides long. Lineage: Eukaryota; Dinophyceae; Suessiales; Symbiodiniaceae. The record is from the annotation of a GenBank genome assembly.